GAAAACGUGAUGUCGUUCCACUUCUAUUCUUUAAUGCACUGGGGUGUCAUUACCUGGCAUACCUGGAGCAUUGUGUUAUUUAGUUUAGCAGCGUCACAUUUUUCAGCACCAAUGAAAACCUUCCAUGGGCGGGAUCUCCUCACAGACCACGCCCUGUUCCCCUCAAAAUUAAUUCAGCAGCGCACUUAAGUGUAAAGGUGGGAGUCACGGGACCAGACCGUGCUCGAGCUUAAUUCGGCCAAUGGUGUUUGAGUAAAGUUAGAGGGGGCGUGCCAGGAUUCGGCGUGUGGGCGGAGUCGGGGAAACGUUUAUAUUUAGACGCCUGCGUCAAUACCUGGGCCGUAUCAAGGCUGCUGACAGGCGCAAUUAGAUUUUUUUUAUUUCCGCCCCUGACUCGAGAAGAAGACUUCCCAGGCAGGACUGGUGGGCUGCCUGUCUUCGUCGUGACGUUUUCCCCCGACUGCGUUACGUUUCGAGACAUCAAGAAUUAUCGGAGGCAAAAAAACGGAGUUAAACGAGGAAGACGAGAAACGACCUUCUCCGACGUCUGCAAUCAUGAUGUCCAUGAACAGCAAGCAAGCUUUCAGCAUGCAUCCGAUUCUCCACGAGCCCAAAUACACACCUCUGCACUCGAGCUCGGAGGCGAUCCGGCGGGCAUGUCUGCCCACACCGUCGCUGCAGGGAAACAUCUUCGCCGGUUUCGAUGAGACGCUGCUGCAGAGAGCCGAGGCUCUGGCCGCGGUGGACAUUGUGACCCAGAAGAGCCAUCCGUUCAAGCCAGACGCCACGUACCACACCAUGACCACGAUGACAAGCAUGACAGGCACCCCAACGUCCUCCCCGGCGCACCUGCAUCACCCGUCCGUGCUCACGUCUCAUCAUCACGCACACCACCCGCACCACCACCACCAGCCGGCUCAGGGUCUGGAGGGAGACCUGCUCGAUCACCUCUCCCCCGCGAUCUCGCUCGGCGGCAUGCCGACCGCCGCGGACAUGGCUUCAGGCGCGUCCCACGCACACUCGCACAUGGCCGCGGCUAUCAACCACGCGCAGCACCAUCACCAUCCGCACGCGCAGGCCGUAAACGUGCACCACCCGCACCACGCCCUGGCCGCGCACGCCUCCCUCGCCAGUGCCAGCGCCGCGUCCAUUGACGCCGAGCCAGACCCCCGCGAGCUCGAAGCGUUCGCCGAGCGCUUCAAGCAGCGUCGCAUUAAGCUCGGCGUGACCCAGGCGGAUGUGGGCGCCGCGCUCGCUAACCUCAAGAUACCCGGGGUCGGGUGUCUGAGCCAGAGUACGAUCUGUCGGUUCGAGUCGCUCACGCUCUCGCACAACAACAUGGUGGCCCUGAAGCCCAUCCUCGAAGCGUGGCUCGAGGAGGCCGAGAGGGCGCAGCGCGAGAAGAUGGCCAAGCCCGAGAUCUUCAGCAGCGGCGACAAAAAGCGCAAGCGCACAUCCAUCGCUGCGCCAGAGAAGCGCUCGCUCGAGGCCUACUUCGCCGUGCAGCCACGACCUUCGUCCGAGAAGAUCGCCGCCAUCGCCGAGAAGCUCGACCUGAAAAAGAACGUGGUGCGCGUCUGGUUCUGCAACCAGCGGCAAAAACAGAAGCGCAUGAAGUUCUCAGCGACGCACUGA
Ictalurus furcatus (blue catfish) is the source of this 1635-nucleotide messenger RNA. It is a transcript of the gene pou4f4, whose product is annotated as POU class 4 homeobox 4. The transcript has 2 exons. Bases 556 to 1635 code for a protein of 359 amino acids. Gene Ontology annotation, molecular function: RNA polymerase II cis-regulatory region sequence-specific DNA binding; DNA-binding transcription factor activity, RNA polymerase II-specific. The record is from RefSeq and is a predicted model, not a curated record. Lineage: Eukaryota; Metazoa; Chordata; Actinopteri; Siluriformes; Ictaluridae. Gene Ontology annotation, biological process: regulation of transcription by RNA polymerase II.